Molecule: messenger RNA, 2689 nt
Organism: Aphis gossypii (cotton aphid)
Lineage: Eukaryota; Metazoa; Arthropoda; Insecta; Hemiptera; Aphididae
Product: small RNA 2'-O-methyltransferase-like
Exons: 8
Coding region: 652-2313 (553 amino acids)
Biological process (GO): piRNA processing; siRNA processing; RNA methylation
Cellular component (GO): nucleus; cytoplasm
Molecular function (GO): O-methyltransferase activity; RNA methyltransferase activity
Source: RefSeq, a predicted model, not a curated record
CUCAGUGCCAUGCGACAAAUAUUCCAAUAUUCCAGUAUCCAUGUUGCAUUUGUACAAUGUACUUGAUGAAAUCUUUUUUCAAUUUGGUAAAGUGUUUUAGUGUUCUUUAAUCUUUUCAUAUUUCAGUCGUGAAAAAUUGUAUUAAAUUUUGAAAUUUAAAUUGACUGUGUUCUACUAUUCUACAGUAUUAUAAUAUUUGACAGUCACGGUUGUUUCAUAAUUCAUAAUUAACAGUACCUACAUAAUAUAGUCAGUUGCAUACUAUAGCAUCGUGGUUUUGAUUAUUAUGUAUAUUUGUCGAUAUCAUAAUUUAAAAUUUGUUCAUUCGACGAAUCAGUUUUAAUUUUUAAGUUGUUUGUACCUAUAAUUGAUCAUUUUUAAAUAUGUUGGUUGUACAGAGUAUUCUGUUGAAUUACUGCGAUGAUUUUUUAGAUUAUAUGAAGUCUAUUAUUAACCGUUAUUUAUAUAAUAGCGAAACAUCUGAUAUGGAGAUUAAAGAAAAACCAAGGAUAAAUCUCGGGCUAUUAAGAAUCCCUUAACCUCGAGGGUUCCUGGUACAAUCAGGAAGAAAAAAUAAUAGAAAUUAUCAGUCAAGAAUCAUGUGUAUGUACACUGGACAAAUAUGGCUUAAAAUUUUGGCCACCAUUGUAUAUGCAAAGAUACAUGGCUAUACAAGAAAUUAUUGAACAUCCUAUUUGGAAUGGUUCAAUAAAAAAAGUGGUUGAUUUUGGUUGUUCGGAGCUUGGUUUAUUUAAAUGUAUAAAACUAAUUCCAGGACUCAACAACAUUAUUAAUGUUGAUGUGGAUUUUGAUACAUUGGAUAUAAAUCAAUUUAAAGUGUUACCAACUAAUUAUGAUCAUAUAUCAAUGCAUGAACGUAAAGAGCCUUUGACAGUAGAAAUUUAUAAUGGGAGUAUAGCUGACCAAGAUGACAGAAUGUUAGGCGUUGAUGCAGUUAUAUGUAUUGAAUUAAUUGAACAUUUAUAUUUGGACGUUCUGGAAACACUACCCUAUACUGUGUUUGAAUUCAUUAAACCAAAAUUAGCCGUAUUCACUACACCCAAUGUAGAAUUCAAUUUUAUAUUUCCAAAUUUUACAACAGAGUUUAGACAUGAUGACCAUAAAUUUGAAUGGACUAGAAAACAAUUUAAGGAAUGGGCUAAAAAAAUAAUUACCCGUUAUUCAGAAUACGCUGUACAAUUUGAUGGUAUUGGAGCUGGUCCUUCUGGUACAGAAAAUAUUGGUUGUUGUAGUCAAAUGGCUAUUUUUUACAGGAAAGAUAUGACUACAUCCCCUGUUAAACCUACUGGUUCUACUCCUUAUAAAUUGUUGAGACGCGUUAACUAUCCAUAUGAACUUGAUGAUGAACAUUAUUGGAAACGGUCCAUAUUUGAAAAGCUAAGAAAAUUUGUUUCAGAAGCUUCAUGCAAUAAGAAAUAUAUAGUUGGUGAUAAUAUGGAAAUACCGUUAAGUGAUAUUAUGCCACAUGUUUCAGAAUGCUGUUCAUCUAUAGAUAAAUUAAAAGAUGUUGUCAACGAAGCCUAUAUGAUCAUAACAAAUGAUCACAAAGAAUACUUAUUGAUAAAAACUAAGUCAGAAGUCAGUUCUGAUGAAUAUGAAUCAGAUUCGGAUUCUUCUUCAAACAAUAGUGGACAGGAGUACAAUUUAUGUGAAAAAAUGGACAUUGAUGAUUUAAAUGAAGAUUGGAAUGCAUCAGCAGGCUUGAGUCCAGACAAAUCAAAAAUUUGUUAUUCCACUCCAAUGACUAAAAAUCCAGAAUUCAAAUCCUAUUUAGAUAAUGUGGACAGUUUUAGCACAGUGCAUUCAAAUUCGGAUUUAUAUAAAACAGCAGUUGAUUACAAUAAGAGUGAAAAUACUGAAGAUAUGGAAAUCUCUUCUAGUUGUAAUGGUAGCAUUGUUGUUGAAGACUGUAAAAUUUAUCAGGAUUUCAGAACAGGCCGAAAUAAUUCUGUAAUCAAUGAAGAAGAUAUCAAUGAAACAGAAGAUACAUUGACAUGCGUUACAAAAAAUCUUGAAUUUUCUAAUGAUGAUGAUGAACUAAACGGCAACACGGUCAAUGAUAACACUAUUAUUCAAAAUAAUAGUAAUGUAUCUUUAAAAGUAAAUUGUACAUCUGAUACAACUCAUAAACUUAAAUCUAAUCAUUCUGAUGAAAUACGUACAACUAUCUAUGACGAAGAAAACAAAAUUGAUAACCAACCAACAGUGUGCUUCAAUAGAACUUUGUUAGAUGAAAAUGAUUUUACAGAAAACUUGUUACUUACUCCCGAUAAAGAAUUGUCAAAAAAAUGAAAAUUUACAAUUAAAUAUUUAAAUAAUUAUAAUAAUUCAUAAUACAACAUAAUCUUAAACAAAUGCUACAACACUUAUAAUUGCUACAGCAUAAUUUGUUUAUUAUUUAAUGAAUGUGUUGAACAGUAUUGGUUUUGAAAUUUUAAUGAUGAAGUACUUAAAUGAUCUAAUUUUAAAUUGUAUGUGUAAACAACUUAUUGUAAACUUAAGACUGUAUUUAAAUUUAAUAGUUAUAAAAUUUUUAACAAGUGAUGGGUAUUAAUAUGUGUUCCUUUUAUUUUCAUUAUUUGACAUCUGUUUUUAAAUAUUAAACUUAAUUUGUUGUUUUAUUUAUUUUUCUUGUUAACAACUAAUAAAAAAAAAAAAAAAAUUAAAA